Messenger RNA from Penicillium verhagenii, 762 nucleotides. RefSeq lists its product as uncharacterized. The record is from RefSeq and is a predicted model, not a curated record. Lineage: Eukaryota; Fungi; Ascomycota; Eurotiomycetes; Eurotiales; Aspergillaceae. Bases 1 to 762 code for a protein of 253 amino acids. The transcript is spliced from 3 exons.
AUGUCAGGAUCCCCGAACGACUUACCACGCGUGGUCCACGACGUGGACUUCAACGUAGCAGAUUUUGAAGAGUUCUCAGACUCAGACUCUGCUGAUGACGUGCAAUUUGAAGGCAUGCAAAUUGAUGAUCUCGACUAUGCCGGCACAUUGGAAUACAGCCCGCAGCUACAUAGCCGGGAAUCGCGCGAUGAAACCGAAUUUUCAUCCCGCGCUCCAAAUCCCGAGGGCUAUUCGCAGCAGUUUCGCGACGUGGGUUUCUCGCAAUUGCCCAAUCCUAAUGAAAUUGAACGCCGGCCUCAACUUAGUGCUGAGCAACAUGCUGCUUUGACUGUCUUGUAUGACGAGGAGUUACUAAUGAUGUAUUCUAUGAAAUCUGGUCGAACCCUCCCGCAAACCCGCCGCCUAUUUCAAGCAAAAUUAAUCGCAGAUGGAGACCGCGAUCUCGAAGAGGAACUGUUCGCAGCUCGUUUUGCUGUCCCGGCUUCAAUGGCCCAUCUUAUUCCUGAGCUUAAUCCUAUUGUCGAGGGACCUGGGGCUCCGGAGCUGGCGCUCGGUCUUAACGGGACUACUGCAUAUCUUAUCCCUGCUAGGUGGAAGGAGCGCGUUGAUCAUGAUGAAAGUGGGUGGUGGGCGCCUGGGCAGAGGACUGAGGUUGAUGCAAGUGGUGGUAGGCGUGCGGUGAAGAGCUCGAGGAAGAGCGGGAGUGGAGAGGCCUCGAGGGUUGGGUCGAGAUCUGUGUCCAGGUCUGCUUCAAAGGGUUGA